Molecule: messenger RNA, 639 nt
Organism: Hibiscus syriacus
Lineage: Eukaryota; Viridiplantae; Streptophyta; Magnoliopsida; Malvales; Malvaceae
Product: protein PLASTID REDOX INSENSITIVE 2, chloroplastic-like
Exons: 3
Coding region: 34-639 (201 amino acids)
Biological process (GO): regulation of gene expression
Source: RefSeq, a predicted model, not a curated record
CCAAACUCCCUCGAUUGCAAUCCAUAACCGGAAAUGGCGCCAUCUUCGUGUUCGUUGGUCUGUAAUCAGCCACCCUUUACUUCCGCCAAAACCCCAACCGCCACCAUUCUUACCCUGCGCAACGCCGGCCUUAACCUACACCCGCCUCAUCCGCCCCUUCACCCUUCCUUUGCUCUUUCUUUCUCAAUCCUCUCUUCGGAACCCCUCUCCGUAAAAGCAUCCCUUAUCCCUCUCCGUUCCUCGCAUCCCCAGAGAUACGUUUACCCUGACCCUGUCCCUGAGUUUGCGGAAGCCGAGACCCGGAAGUUUAAAAGUGAGCUUUUCAAGAAAUUAUACAAAGACAGAGACAAAUUUGGUGAUGAACUUGAUGCUGUUAUUGACGUCUGCGUUGAGGUAUUUAACAAUUUCUUGCACAACGAGUAUGGAGGACCUGGAACACUGCUGGUGGAGCCUUUCACGGAUAUGUUUGUAGCUUUGAAGGAGAAGCAAUUACCGGGGCACCUCUUGCUGCUCGGGCGUCGUUGUUAUGGGCCCAAAAUCAUGUCGAUCAUGAUUGGGAGGUUUGGCACUCAAACUCUCCCAGAUGAUUUCCUUCACAUAAUUCGUAACAAUUUUUGUCACAUUAUCUUCACAUUGUAA